AUGGCUAUUGUUGCGGGCGAAGUUAUUCGAAGUUUGCCUUAUGGUUGGACCGACAUGACCCCUUCCGUUAUACUGCCCACGACACCCCCGGUAACACCGCCCAUGGCAUCGCCUCGUCGCCCAGCCAGGCUUGAUUACCUUCGAGGAUGCCUCAAAAAUAUCUCGAGUGGAGUGGAAAGUUGUCCAUCGGACAAUAUCUCCGAUUAUCUACAGCCCUUCUUCGAAAACGCGAUCAAGAAACAUGCUACGGCCUACAUAUUCGGGGAACUCCGUCGAGACGUCAAAAAGAUAAACCAGAUUCACAUGAAUCAAGGUAACGUCGGACUGUUUGAAAAUGAAAAUGCUGCCGGUCAAGACGGGGGAGUUCUCCUCCAAUUCCCAGAUGGUCAUUGGGAGGCCUUAUUCAUCGCUUUCCAUGAACAGGGCUCUCAAACCAACGCAGACGGCCAGUCCAUCGGUCCAAACCUCGGCAGUAUAGUCGAAUGUUGCGAAGAAAACCUAGUUACAGGAACAGAUGGAAUAGCCGCUAACACCCAAUGCCCGCCUGUCGGUAUCAUCUCCCUGUUCUAUCCAGAUUAUAGGUACGCGGCUAUUUAUCCCGGCGGCGUACCAGUGUGUUAUCUCACCAUUUCGAACAUAACAAAGGGAGAAGUGGUGGAUCUCGCAGGGUGGGAAUUAUCCUCUAGCGAGUCGGAAGAAGUCUACACCAUCGAAGAUGUACAGCUUUUGCCAGGUGGGGGCCGAUCCAGCUUUGGAGUUUUACCCAGAUGGUUUCCAGGUCAUUCGGGCACCAUAUAUCUGCGAAAUCGGGAGAACGAGGUAGUUGACCUGGUGCAUUAUUACCGAGAGUGGAAGCUAAAGUCUGGGAGACUUCUCUACUUUGGGCGGACUCGUGACGGGACUCGUUGA
This is a messenger RNA of Fusarium verticillioides 7600, 909 nucleotides long. RefSeq lists its product as hypothetical. The record is from RefSeq and is a predicted model, not a curated record. NCBI's taxonomy places the organism in Eukaryota, Fungi, Ascomycota, Sordariomycetes, Hypocreales, Nectriaceae. The coding region runs from base 1 to 909 and encodes 302 amino acids. The transcript has a single exon.